UUCAAAUUUCUUUGAUAGCGUGAAGGCUCUCUUAAGAAUUUAGCUUAUGGCUUCUACUUCACCAAGAACUCCUCCAAAGGAGUGUCAUCAAAACAUUGAGGUAACAAAUAAGGAAGAAGAAUCAAAGAAAACGUCUUGUGAGCAUGCUAUAGUUCAACAAGACUCUAAAGUUCAACAAGAUGUUAAUAGUAGUGAUGAUGUUGAAGAGGUUAUUGAUGAAGAAAAUAGUUCUCCAAGUGGCUUCACUACACCAAAGGAUGAAAUAUUCAAAAUACCAAAAGUCUUAGAAGAUGAUUGUCCACCAGCACCUCCUGCUCAAAAGAAGAGAAGAUCAUUAUUAGUGAAUGACUCUUCACAAGUCAAAAUAGAAGAACAAGGUGAUGAAGAAAAUAUGUGUUCAAGUGGCUUCACUACACCAAAGGGUAAAGAAUUCAGAAUACCAAAAGUAAGCUACGACAACUGUCCACCGGCUCCGAUGAGGAGUCGACCGGUACGAACGCUUGAUCAUUCACCAUCAAAUACCAAAGUAUUUGCUUCAGCAGAAAUAGAUUCAUUCUUUAUACACUCAAAGGUUUUAAAUUGAUGCUUGAAGUUUAAUUCGAAGAGAUUAUAAGUUUUGUUAAUUUAGGUUUAAGUCUGUUUACACUAUCAUGUAUAAGUGACACAAAUUUUAUAUAUGUAUAAAUUUAUUUUCACUAUUUGA
This is a messenger RNA of Trifolium pratense (red clover), 703 nucleotides long. RefSeq lists its product as uncharacterized. The transcript has a single exon. The record is from RefSeq and is a predicted model, not a curated record. Bases 47 to 583 code for a protein of 178 amino acids. Lineage: Eukaryota; Viridiplantae; Streptophyta; Magnoliopsida; Fabales; Fabaceae. Gene Ontology annotation, biological process: regulation of DNA endoreduplication.